Molecule: messenger RNA, 1872 nt
Organism: Aspergillus pseudotamarii
Lineage: Eukaryota; Fungi; Ascomycota; Eurotiomycetes; Eurotiales; Aspergillaceae
Product: homoserine kinase
Exons: 3
Coding region: 348-1412 (354 amino acids)
Biological process (GO): L-threonine metabolic process
Molecular function (GO): ATP binding; homoserine kinase activity
Source: RefSeq, a predicted model, not a curated record
CUUCUAUUGUCCCGAAAUCGGCGAAUAAAUAUUUUUCCUUUAGGCAUGCCAAGAAACCGACUGAAAGAGUCAUACUCCUCACCGGUGGCAGAUAUCUUUCAAAUUACAUACAUAUCUAAAUACUCAGAAAAGAGCAGUGCUUCAAAUUGUGUUGGUAUUACAGGUUAAAUCAUCUCUUCACUUUGUUGAAUAAACCUUUUGCAUUUGAUUGAAUUUCCUGUGCAAGCCCUUUCGUCCAGCCAAAAGAAAGAAAGAACGAACAAGAGAAAAGAAAAAGAACAAAAACAACUGAGGGAGGGAGAGAGAGAGAGAGAGAGAGAGCUCCUUCACACUUCUCUUUUCCCACAAUGGCUUCUUCCCCAUUCAUUAUCAAAACGCCCUGUUCAUCUGCCAAUAUCGGUCCUGGAUUUGAUGUGAUCGGCCUGGCACUGUCGCUCCACCUUGAACUCCAUGUCACUAUUGACUCCACCAAAGCCUCACAACAUCCUUUGAAUUGUGUCGUCACCUAUGAUGAUCAAAGCAACAGCGCGGAAGAGAUCAGUCUGGAUCCGGAAGUGAACUUGAUCACCCGUGUAGCUCUGUAUGUACUUCGAUGCCAUGAUCAGAGAGCAUUCCCUGGGGAGACCCAUGUCCAUAUUGUAAAUCCUAUUCCACUGGGUCGGGGUCUCGGUUCGUCUGGUACUGCAGUGGUGGCCGGUGUGAUGUUGGGCAACGAAGUAGGCCGCCUCGGAUUGAGCAAAGAACGGCUACUGGAUUAUUGCUUGAUGAUCGAGCGGCACCCGGACAAUGUCGCUGCUUCUCUUUUUGGGGGCUUCGUCGGAACUUACUUGAAUGAACUUAAGCCCGAAGAUAUAGCCCGCAUAGAGAUUCCACUGAGUGAAGUUUUACCCGCCCCGGCGGGGGGUAUCGAUACUGGCAUACGGCCUCCGGAGCCUCCAAUUGGUAUCGGCCACUAUAGGAAGUUUCAGUGGGCCAAGGAGAUCAAGGCUAUUGCAAUUAUCCCAGAUUUUGUGGUGCCAACCGCCAAUGCACGAGGUGUCCUACCCACUGCAUAUUCAAGAGCAGAUGUUGUCUUCAACCUACAGCGUGCUGCCUUGCUCCCUGCAGCAUUGGGCACGUCUCCUCCCGAUCCAGACAUGAUAUAUCUAGCCAUGCAAGACAAGGUUCAUCAGCCAUAUCGGAAGACCCUUAUCCCAGGUCUAACGGAAAUACUCCAAUCUAUGAACCCGAGCACGCAGCCAGGUCUGCUUGGAAUAUGCCUAUCGGGAGCAGGGCCAACAAUCUUAGCUUUGGCUACGGAUAGGUUCACUGAGAUUGCAGAACGUAUUAUUGCUAACUUUGCUUCCAAUAAUAUAACCUGCCAAUGGAAGCUCCUUGAGCCUGCCCAGGAUGGGGCUACGGUGCAUUAUUAACAUCAUUGCAUACCUUUCAUCCUAUGUGCCCCUAGAUAGGGAUGAUCAGGGGCGAGGAAUAAAUAUUCCGUUUAUUAUAACCAUGGCUACGUUUGAAUGGGAUAUCGUCAGAGUGGUUCUUCCCCUGGCCGAGUUGGUAAGGGAUGAGUGAAGGUCAGGUUAUUUUUUAACAAAAUUACCGAUAGGCAGGGUUCUUAGAGAAGCAUAAAGUGAAGUUGUGGGUGCUCUGGAUUUUUGCACUUAACUUUACUUUUAUUUUACUAUAUUCUUUCCUUUAUACUUUUAGUAGUUCCUCUCCGUUUUCUGGUUCCUCUCACUAGAGCAUACUGCCCCAUUGAAGUGCCCCAGAUUGGUCAUGCCAGUUUGACACCUUAGCCAAGGCGGUAAAGGCCGACUUGGACGGUUAAUCACCGCCUCCACAAUUCGCACUCACUCACAGCUCUUUACCUAGGGAUUCCAA